This is a messenger RNA of Colletotrichum phormii, 1140 nucleotides long. RefSeq names its product actin family. The transcript is spliced from 4 exons. NCBI's taxonomy places the organism in Eukaryota, Fungi, Ascomycota, Sordariomycetes, Glomerellales, Glomerellaceae. The coding region runs from base 1 to 1140 and encodes 379 amino acids. The record is from RefSeq and is a predicted model, not a curated record.
AUGACGGAUUCGCUGCACAACGCGCCAAUUGUCCUGGACAAUGGCUCCGGUACGAUCCGAGCCGGUUUCGCAGGAGAUGACCUGCCUAAAUGCUACUUCCCUUCGUUCGUCGGUCGGCCCAAGCACUUAAGAGUUCUCGCCGGCGCGCUCGAGGGCGAGGUGUUUAUCGGGCAGAAGGCGGCAACGGAGCUCAGAGGCCUGCUCAAGAUCAGGUAUCCGCUGGAGCACGGCAUCGUCACGGACUGGGACGACAUGGAGAAGAUUUGGGAAUACGUCUACGGCGAAGGCCUCAAGACGCUCAGUGAAGAGCAUCCCGUUCUCCUGACCGAACCGCCCCUCAACCCUCGCAGCAACCGCGACACAGCGGCCCAGAUCCUCUUCGAGACUUUCAACGUCCCGGCACUGUACACAUCAAUCCAAGCCGUUCUUUCAUUAUACGCCAGCGGUCGGACGACCGGUAUCGUUCUCGACUCGGGCGACGGAGUGUCACACGCGGUGCCGGUGUACGAGGGUUUCGCCAUGCCGAGCAGCAUCAGGCGGAUAGACGUGGCCGGACGCGAUGUGACCGAGUACAUGCAAAUGUUGCUGCGGAAGAGCGGCUACGUCUUCCACACCAGCGCCGAGAAGGAGGUUGUGCGGCUCAUCAAGGAGUCUGUCACUUACGUCGCCCACGACCCCAGGAAAGAGGAGAAGGAAUGGGCAAACAGGACAGACCCGGCCAAGGGCGUGGAAUAUGUUCUCCCGGAUGGGCACAAGCUCAAGAUCGGUGCGGAACGGUUCAGGGCACCGGAAAUCCUCUUCGACCCCGAAAUCAUUGGCCUCGAGUACCCUGGUGUGCACCAAAUUGUCGUCGACGCCAUCAAUAGGACGGAUCUAGACCUGCGCAAGUCUCUCUACAGCAACAUCGUGCUCUCUGGCGGCAGCACGUUGACCCGGGGCUUCGGUGACCGUCUGUUGACGGAGCUGCAACGACUGGCCGUCAAGGAUAUGAGAAUAAAGAUUUUCGCGCCGCCAGAACGCAAGUACUCGACAUGGAUCGGUGGAAGUAUUUUGGCUGGUCUUAGCACUUUCCGAAAGAUGUGGGUGAGCAUCGACGACUGGCAUGAGAACCCGGAAAUCAUUCACACCAAGCUUACGUGA